Messenger RNA from Moneuplotes crassus, 1046 nucleotides. The record is from the annotation of a GenBank genome assembly. Lineage: Eukaryota; Ciliophora; Spirotrichea; Euplotida; Euplotidae.
AUGGUGAUUUUUAUAGUUGGAGCCCUGCUCAUCCUCUCUUUAGGUUGAAACAUUACCCUCCUCGUGCUUUAUUUUCGCAAAAAGACUAUCAGAAUUAAAAAAUUUGAACAGGUAAAAGAGGAUAUUGAGAUUGACCUUAGACCAAUGGAGAACAACUUCUUUGAUGUUGAGGUUGACCCUGUCUCGACUCCAGUUAAGAAUUCUAAAGGUAAAGAAAAUCUUGAAGUCGUCUCUAACUUCCAAAACUGUAUUGACCUAGAAAUUGAGGAGUAUUUUCAAAAGAAAGUUAACGAGUGUCAUCAAUGUAUUUCUAAAUAAAGAUUAUUUGUCUCUCAGUGUGAAAUGGAACACUAUGGAGACCCUGUACAAUAUGGAUAACAUCUCUGAGUACAUUACUGAGCAUAUUAAGAGCAAUUUAUUAAGAAAAUCUACCCAAUUUAAACCAACUUCAGAUGAGAAAUCUCUAAUAAAGAACAAAUUUAAAGAUUUGCCACAGAAAAUUACUGAUAUCCGUGAAGAACUUUCUGGGAAAAAGGACUUUAUUCAGGAUCUUAUUGGUGAUCUUCAUACUGAAACCGAGAAUCUUGAAGCAGAAGGAGAGGAAGAGAGUAGUCCCGAGAAGGAAGAAGAAGUUAAGCGUAACUUUACCAAUGAUUUGCCAUCCUCUAAGUAUAACAUAAACAGUAAUCCUUCUGCUUCGAAGAAUAAUAAUAUUUAUCUGUUUGAUGAAGAGGAAGAAGAACAAGAAGAGAAUUCAGAGACUUAUAAAUCUAAAUAACAAGAGUAGUAGUGAUACUUAUCAAAAUAUUUACAAGAGUAAGGAUUCUGGGCAAGAUCGGUAUGAUAGCUACAGAACCAACUCUCAGUUUAAACUCCCUACUGUGGAAGAAGAGCUUCACUCAAAAAGAGAGGUUGCUAAGAAGAACACACAGAAUACAAUGAGACUGGCACAAUUUGAAGACCUCCCUCCUAACCCAAAAGUGCAAGCAAAUAUGAAGUUUUUGAAUGAACUUCGAGGUCUGUCUCGGUUUACUAUGAAUCAAUAA